AUGAGGCUCGAGGUGGCUCAGUGGAUAAAGUGCGGAUUUACUAACCGGAAAGUCGGUGAUUCGAACACAGCUUCUGGAUCUCAACUGCUCCUGUUUAGGCUUGGGCAACAUGGCAGUAUAUCAGCCCUCGUGCUCUCUUCAGGUCGCAUGGCAGCCGGGUACUGGAAGGAUCACCCUUUCGGUGCCCAACUGCCAUGCCACCCGAGGGAAGCACAAGAGGCGGGAUACUGCCAGGUUGCCCAAGCAUAUACACGUGAAGUCGAAAUGCAGAGGUCGGGUUCGAACCACGGACCUUCUUGUCAGUUAACUCGCGCCCUAGCCACCGAGCCACCUCGCCUCUGCAUUUUUAUAGCCAACAUUUUUGUAACCUUUGCCAACUUGAAAGCAGGCCCGAUUGCAGAUGUAACCAGUGAGCGAUUGGAACAUGUGUCGACUUGUUCCAUAGAAAUGGUAGUGCAUUUGCAUUUCCCGCCAUACAUCGGUGCAUUGUGGUUAGGCCUAGCGCUUAAGACUGACAACUCCGUUCGUCUUCCAUCGGUUUUCCCUGUAACAUCUGCUAGUCGCUUAGUGUCGAUGUCUCCAGGCAUCUCGAAAUUAAUUUCCAAACCUCGACACCCAGUCUACCGGGCCGUUUUUAAUAUCCGCAAUCUGAAGCAAGCAUGA
Messenger RNA from Opisthorchis viverrini, 663 nucleotides. RefSeq lists its product as hypothetical. The transcript is spliced from 5 exons. Bases 1 to 663 code for a protein of 220 amino acids. Lineage: Eukaryota; Metazoa; Platyhelminthes; Trematoda; Opisthorchiida; Opisthorchiidae. The record is from RefSeq and is a predicted model, not a curated record.